Diabrotica balteata is the source of this 516-nucleotide messenger RNA. NCBI's taxonomy places the organism in Eukaryota, Metazoa, Arthropoda, Insecta, Coleoptera, Chrysomelidae. The record is from the annotation of a GenBank genome assembly.
AUGAAAGGAAUCGACGAAUUUCUAGCAAAUAGAAAAAUAAAUUACAAAAAAGGUAAAGAUCUAGUUAUUCAAUUUACUGUAAAACACGAACAAAACAUUGAUUGUGGUGGUGGAUACGUUAAAGUAUCCUUGAAACUUGAGGAAUUACAUGGGGAAUCUCCAUACAGAAUUAUGUUCGGUCCCGAUAUUUGCGGACCUGGUACCAAAAAAGUACAUGUUAUCCUUAACUACAAGGAUAAAAAUGUUCUUAUUAACAAGGACAUCACAUCACAUCAAGGAUUACAAAUCGAUGAUGAAAAAGUAGAGUCUGGAGAGCUAGAAAGUGAUUGGGAUCUCCUUCCACCCAAGAAAAUCAAAGACCCAGAAGCCAAAAAACCAGAAGAUCGGGAUGACAGGGCCACUAUUCCAGACCCAGAUGACUCCAAACCUGAAGAUUGGGACAAGCCAGAACACAUCCCAGACCCAGAUGCUACCAAACCUGAUGACUGGGAUGAUGAAAUCGAUGACGAAUCGUAA